AUGUCUCGCCGCGACUUCGCUGGGUAUACCCCGACUCCGAACCCCGCUGCUCAACCGCACCAGCAGCAUUCCCAGCAACACGCUCAGCAUGCCCAACAACAGCAUCACCCGCAACAGCAGCAGCAUGCGCAGCAGCAUCCGCAACAGCAGCAGCAUGCACAACAGCAGCAGCAUGCACAACACCAGCCUCACCCGCACCAAUCUCACCAACCGCACGCCACACAUGCUCAGCACCCCCAGCAUGCUCAACACCCGCAACACCAGCAACAGCAGCAGCAACAACACCAGCAGCAGCACCAGCAGCCACACCCCCAGCAUCAGCAGCAGCAACACCAUGCGACCCCCGUGCCUCCCCCAAUGACGCUUCCGCAAGCCGCAGCCGCAGCCCCGCAAAAGCAGCCAACUCCCACGCCGGCCCCAGCCCCAGCCCCGGCUCCUCGAGGCCGUAAGCGACCCGCGCCAAGUCACCACCAAGCACACCAGCAGGCCCAGCAGGUCCAGCAAGUGCAUCAGGCCCAUCAGCAGCAACAGCAACAACCACAGCCCCAGCAACCUGCCCCUGCGGCACCGGCCCCUGUUGCGGCCGCUCCAGCUCCAGCUCCAGCUCCCAAGCCCGCGACUCCAGCUGCUGCUCCUGCGCCGGUUGCCGCGCCGCCGGCUCAGGUUACUCCUGUUGCACCGCCUGCACCUGUCAUUGAAGACCCUCCGGUUCUACCUCCGCCUACCAAAAAGAGUCGCACCAACACCCCUUGGACCCCUGCUGAGGAGCUGCGGCUUAAGCAGAUGAGAGACCAAGGCAGCAGCUGGGCUGACAUUGCCAAGACGUUCCCAACUCGAACCGAAGGCAGCGUCAAGAAGCACUGGUACAAGGACAUGCACUACGCUGAGUUUGCCGAGGACGAGAGCACAGCACUCCUCAACGCCAUUAAGGACUAUGAGAACAACAAGUGGAAGACCAUUGGCCAGAAAGUCGGCAAGCCUGCAAAGGCCUGCGAACAGUAUGCCAAGGAGCACUUCUCGGAGCUCUUUGCUGCACAAAAGGCUCGCUAG
Anthostomella pinea is the source of this 1050-nucleotide messenger RNA. The record is from the annotation of a GenBank genome assembly. Lineage: Eukaryota; Fungi; Ascomycota; Sordariomycetes; Xylariales; Xylariaceae.